UGAAAAUAUUGCAGGAAAAUAUAAGCAGUCGCCCCCAAAAAGGAAAGAAAACAUAGAGAAACUACUGGAAGAGAAGCAAGGAAGAAAGAAAAGAAAGAAAGAAGCUUAGCGAUGGCGGAGAAGCUGGCGCCGGACAAGCGCCACAGCUACGUCCACAACGGGCAAAAGGUGUUCGAAUGGGAUCAGACCCUGGAGGAGGUGAACGUCUACAUCGAUCUCCCCCCAAACGUCUCCACCAAGCUCUUCUACUGCAAGAUCCAGUCCAAGCACAUCGAAGUCGGCAUCAGGGGCAACCCUCCUUAUCUCAACCAUGAGCUUGUGCACCCCGUCAAGACGGAUUCCUCAUUCUGGACUCUUGAGGAUGGAGUAAUGCAUAUCACGCUGCAGAAAAGAGACAAGGGGCACACUUGGCCAUCUCCAAUACUUGGCCAGGGUGUCUUAGAUCCUUACUCUGCAGAUCUUGAACAAAAGCGUCUUAUGCUGCAAAGGUUCCAAGAAGAGAAUCCAGGAUUUGACUUUUCCCAGGCACAGUUCAGCGGAAACUGCCCCGACCCCAGGACCUUCAUGGGAGGGAUUCGCUUCGACUAAAAAUUACGUUAUAGCUGGUCGGAAUCACUAUAUUGCUCAUAAUAUAAGCCCUAAAUUGUAAAAAUAUUGUUAUUUUAGCAUCAAUGUUUGAGUACAUAAAAGUUAUUUGUGACUAUUAGUCCUCGAACAUUUAGUCGAGUUUCACUUGUAGCCUCUACUUUUUAGCUGGAAGUUUGGAAUUCGAAAUUUUUUGGGCCUACUUAAUCUUAAUUUUGGGGCCUACUUCAUCUUAA
Ananas comosus (pineapple) is the source of this 821-nucleotide messenger RNA. RefSeq names its product nudC domain-containing protein 2. Gene Ontology annotation, cellular component: cytoplasm. The coding region runs from base 112 to 588 and encodes 158 amino acids. Gene Ontology annotation, biological process: protein folding. The transcript is spliced from 5 exons. The record is from RefSeq and is a predicted model, not a curated record. Lineage: Eukaryota; Viridiplantae; Streptophyta; Magnoliopsida; Poales; Bromeliaceae.